UUGACUUCAAGGCUCAUGGAGGAUCUUCUAUUCCCAGGACAGCAGGUACCAAAGAUUUUCUUCCACGACGUAAAAAACCCCAAAGCUAUAAAUGUGCAGGUGUGUGCACUCCUGUUUCCCAAGCCCGUGCCUCCGUACUGCUCCACCUCUGAAAAUCAGGGCAAAGGAACGCAGAAGAGUGUUUUGGGGCAGCAAUUUCUGAGCGUGGAGAAGUUGCUGUGUUGUCUCCUCUUCAGCUGGAGGAGGUCAAGGCCAUCGCUGUUGCAGACCCUUGCAAAGAUUUGCUUCACAGGUCAGUCAGCAAUGGCUGCAGCAGAAAUUCCCAGUUACAUUGUCUCUUCUCAGACUGAGAAACACAGGAGGGCCAGAAACUGGACUGAUGCAGAAAUGAGAGGUUUAAUGCUGGUCUGGGAAGAAUUUUUUGAUGAACUGAAACAAACUAAAAGGAAUGCCAAAGUUUAUGAGAAAAUGGCUAACAAACUCUUUGAAAUGACGGGAGAAAUUCGCCACGGAGAGGAAAUAAAGAUAAAAAUUACAAAUAUGACAUUCCAGUACAGGAAAUUAAAAUGCAUGACUGACAGUGAAACUGUUGCACCUGACUGGCCUUACUACAAAACCAUUGAUAGGAUCUUAUCCAAAGUGACAGACCACAGUGAUGUGAAAAUGCAUGAAAAUCAGCAACCAGGUCCUUCUACAUCACAGACAGAGGCCUCGCAGUCACCAUCAGCUAAGUCUACACCUCUGUAUUUGCCAUAUAAUCAGUUUACAUACGAAGGAAGGGAAGAGUGCUUUGAAGAUGAACAUUCAGAGAGCUCAUCAAGCUUACUUUCUUACAAGCUGAGAACUGAAGAAAGACCAGUUAAGAAAAGGAAAAUGCAAAGCUGCAGCUUUCAAAAGAAGAAGCUAAAAUUAAUGGAGGCUAUGUUGGAAGAACAAAAGAAGUUGAGCAGAGCUAUGGAAGAAACCUGUAGAGAAGUACGCAGGAUUCUGGAUCAGCAAAACAUCAUUCAAGUUCAAAGCUUACAGCUACAGGAGAGAAUGAUGAAUCUACUGGAGAAAAUGAUUUCCAAAUCCAAUGUGUAGUUUCCUUUGUGAAUGCCUCUGAGAUUAUCAUUGAUAUUAUAGACAUCCCCUUACUGCACACCUUAUGUGUGUUUGUUGCCCUAUUCCCAGGUUUUCCAUGGAAACUAAAAUCUUAGUGUAUUCUUAGAUAAGCAAAGAGAACAGAUAAUGCAGGGUGAGAGCUAUCUGGCAUGAGAAAAAUAGUGCAAUAUAUGCCUAAACUGAAUUAUUUUUAUACAGAAAGAUUAAGGGAUGAAUAGCUCUGGGAAUUUCAAUACUGUUAUGCCUAGGUCAGAUAUUGUUUUACAAAGAUGUUAUGUAUUUCUUCACAUCAAGGACCAUACCCUGACCUGUUGUUGAAGAACAAAGUAAUGUGUUCUUAAACAUGCUAAUUGCAUCUUGACUUUGCUGAUGAUUAAGCCCUGGUUUGAAACAUACACAGUGAUUGUACAAGUGACCUAUGCAUGGUUCUUGUGGAGAGCUAUAGGGACCACAAGAUGUCAUUUUAAAUUCCAUGCCUGAUAUGAAUAGUACUCUAAUGUAUGAGAGUAAAAAUAGUCUAUUCAAAUACACUUUUCAUAAAGUACAAACAGAUCCUUACUAUAUACUGAAUACUAAAAUGUAUAGACGAUACUUGAAGUUGCUUUUGAUAUUAAAUGUUUAAUUUUUUUCAUUAUUAACUGGAAUCUGUUGACUUAAUGAGCGACCAGCAAUGAAAACUAUCAUUUCUUCUCUAUCACAAAAGAAAAAUAUUGUACUGUGUGUAUAUACAAAUAUAUAUCUAUCAAAUGAAAUAAAGGAAAAGAAGAAACAUACUUCUUGCUGG
Phasianus colchicus (ring-necked pheasant) is the source of this 1888-nucleotide messenger RNA. Lineage: Eukaryota; Metazoa; Chordata; Aves; Galliformes; Phasianidae. The record is from RefSeq and is a predicted model, not a curated record.